Messenger RNA from Pteronotus mesoamericanus, 1843 nucleotides. RefSeq names its product phospholipid phosphatase 5 (gene PLPP5). The record is from RefSeq and is a predicted model, not a curated record. The transcript is spliced from 7 exons. Gene Ontology annotation, biological process: phospholipid metabolic process; phospholipid dephosphorylation. The coding region runs from base 54 to 851 and encodes 265 amino acids. Gene Ontology annotation, molecular function: phosphatidate phosphatase activity. Lineage: Eukaryota; Metazoa; Chordata; Mammalia; Chiroptera; Mormoopidae.
CUCGCAGCGGCCGCACACGUCAGCGCGUCUGCCGGGCCGGGCUGUGCAGCGGGAUGAGCCGGACGAGGAAGGCAACGGCGGCUUUCGGGGCCGAACUGGGCGUGCGGAUCGCACUGUUCGCGGUCUUUCUGGUAACAGAGCUUCUCCCCCCAUUCCAGAGGCUCAUCCAACCUGAGGAGAUGUGGCUUUACCGGAAUCCUUAUGUGGAAGCCGAGUACUUCCCCACCAAGCCGAUGUUUGUCAUUGCAUUCCUCUCACCGCUGUCUUUGAUCCUCCUGGCCAAAUGUCUCAAGAAGGCAGACACCACAGACAGCAAACAAGCUUGCCUCGCUGCCAGCCUUGCCCUGGUUCUGAAUGGUGUCUUUACCAACACAAUAAAACUGAUAGUAGGGAGGCCACGGCCGGACUUCUUCUACCGUUGCUUCCCUGAUGGGCAAGCCCAUUCUGACUUGACGUGCACUGGAGAUGAGGACGUGGUGAAUGAGGGCCGUAAGAGCUUCCCUAGUGGACAUUCUUCCUUUGCAUUUGCUGGUCUGGCCUUUGCUUCCUUCUACCUGGCGGGGAAGUUACAUUGCUUCACACCACAAGGCCGUGGGAAAUCUUGGAGGUUCUGUGCCUUUCUCUCACCUCUGCUUUUUGCAACUGUGAUUGCACUGUCCCGUACCUGUGACUACAAGCAUCACUGGCAAGAUGUGCUAGUUGGAUCCAUGAUUGGCCUGACAUUUGCCUAUGUUUGCUACAGGCAGUAUUACCCUCCUCUGACUGAUGCUGAAUGCCAUCAGCCAUUUCACAACAGAGCUGUACUUCCCACUGCACAGAAGUCUAGUGAUCCUUAUCAUUUUGAUAUUUAGAAAUUGGAGCUACCUCAAUGGAGAAUAGUAGGUGAAUCAGACCCUCCAGUUGGGACUAUGGUAAGAUAAGAAUUUCUUACCUUCUGACCUCCUAAGAAGUACAGUGAAGACAUCAGCACUUCAUUUUGCUCCCAUAUGAUGAUGCCAUUUUGCCCCCGCUCACAUGAAUUUAGCAUGAGGAGUCAAGGAUCUUUUUUACUACUGUAUGCCGCACAUUUGGAUAAAGAGAUCUUUCAAUAGUCCUCCAACAGCUUAUGAAUCUGCUCCAUCAGAUUGGUAUCCCAAGAUCUACAGUGUUUUUACAUUUAAUUUAAAUGUCGUUCUUGGACGGAUCUUGUCAAAGAAGCAUUUACAUAGCCCCACUUUAUCUUAGGAGCUAGAGUUAAUUAUCAAAACUUCAUUUUCCAUACCUCAAAGUCUUAAAAUUUAGGGGCAUGACCAACUAAAUCAUAUUGGUUUUGUUUACUUUCCCUGGUUACAAUUCCAUUAAGCCUUAAAGAGGAAAGUGUUUGUUUCUAGCUAAUUUACCAUUGUUUGCAUAUCUUAUCCAGGCCCCCCCAGAUAAUACUAUGGGCAUAAAUAAUUUCUGAAAUUACUAAGUAAAAAAAGAAAUUGGUUAGGAGUAUGAUUUCAGUGCUAACAACUAGUAACUGUUUCUACCUCAUCUCUCCUUAACUGAGCUCAUGAGCUUCCUUCCCUCCCUUCAUGACUGAAGAUCUGCCCAAAUGCAUCAACUUUGCCAACUGGUUAAGGGAGGAAAGAGAAAUUACAGAUGUCAUUAUCUGGAGGACAACUAUAUCUUUUCUGUCCCUUCUUCACAAUGAACUAUAAGGAGCAAUUACGGAAUACCAUCAGACCUGAUGCUAUAGUACCUGCAACUACCUUUCUCUUUAUUGAGAUUUUAUGUUAAAUAUGACCUUGUCUUAUGUAUUUCUUCCUGUAUCAUUUUCAAUGUAUCUUUUUUCUUCAGUAAAUGUGAUAUUCAAAUAAAA